Messenger RNA from Torulaspora globosa, 816 nucleotides. RefSeq names its product Oxr1p (gene OXR1). The coding region runs from base 1 to 816 and encodes 271 amino acids. Lineage: Eukaryota; Fungi; Ascomycota; Saccharomycetes; Saccharomycetales; Saccharomycetaceae. Gene Ontology annotation, cellular component: nucleus. The transcript has a single exon. Gene Ontology annotation, biological process: response to oxidative stress. The record is from RefSeq and is a predicted model, not a curated record.
AUGGUGUUUGGCAUGAGGCAAGCCCUCGAUAGGCUCAAGACAGCUAUAUCCCCAGAAGAGGCGAGUAGUCGCUCGUCAUCGCCGGUAUCGACCGCAACUGAGCAAUCAACUAGAAAAUCUUUGAGGGUUAGACGGGGAAGUGUUGACGGGGGCCUGAUUUAUCAAGAUGAUGCCUUGCCUACUGUAAAACUCAAUGGGUAUCUGCCCACGACUAAAAACAAGCUUCUGAUGCCUGAUAUGUGCGACGAGUUACGAAAUUUAAUGCCCACGAGAGUGCAAUUGUAUACAGACUGGCAGCUGUUGUAUAGCCUCGAGCAGCACGGCGCAUCCCUGAGGUCAUUGUAUGACAACGUAGCACCAGAGAGAGCGACGCCCAUGAGAGUUGGGUACGUGCUGGUGAUCAAAGAUCGCAAGCACGGGAUAUUUGGUGCCUACACGAACGAGCCUUUCCACCCUACCGAAAAUAGGCGAUACUAUGGGAAUGGGGAGUGCUUUCUGUGGAAGAUGGACAGAGUUCGUGGUUUGAGCAUUGGUGAACGUCGUGAUACCGGCUGCCAGAGCGAGGAAAAGGUCCACGACGGUGAGUACGGAUGGCAGUUCAGAGGCUAUCCGAUGACUGGAGUCAACGAAUUCGCCAUCUAUUGCCAGUCCAAGUUUCUUUCUUUGGGCGCGGGAGACGGUCAUUACGGCCUGUGGGUCGACGACAGUUUAUUGCAUGGGGUUUCCUGCCCCAGUCUCACCUUCGGCAACGACGUGCUGAGCCGGGAGGGCAGGAAAUUUCACAUUGUAGCUCUGGAAGUAUGGCGAGUAGGAUAA